GACUAUAACGUGAUACUAUACUGCAUAGAUUUUAAAUAAAAGGAAAGAAGGACAAGAACAAAUAUUUUAAUUCCAAUUAACAGUAACAGAAACUUACAUAAUGGUUCUAACAUAUGAAUACCGAAUUUGCAUGCCUAUGGAAGUAAAAGAGUACCAAAUUGGUCAACUUUACAUGAUUGCCCGUCAUAGCUUUGAGCAAUCCAGCAAUGGUGAGGGAGUUGAGGUUGUAGCAAACGAAGAAGUAUUUGAUGAAGUCAAUGGAGCAGGGCAGUUCACUGAAAAGAGAAUACAUUUAUCUAGUCAUUUACCAUAUUGGUUGCAGUCAUUGAUACCAAAAAUAUUUUAUGUGACUGAAAAGGCUUGGAAUUACUAUCCCUACACAAUAACUGAAUAUACAUGUUCCUUUAUCCCAAAGUUCUCUAUUUCUAUACAAACAAGAUAUGAGGAUAAUAAUGGUACCACAGAAAAUUGCCUGGGAUUAAACUCUGAAGAUCUUGAGCAAAGGAAGGUUGAUUAUUUGGACAUAGCAUAUGAUGAUAUAAAACCACAUCAUUACAAAGAGGCUGAGGAUCCUAAGUUUUUUAAAUCAGAGAAGACUGGGCGCGGUCCCUUGGUCGAGGGCUGGCGAGAUACUCAAAAGCCAAUAAUGUGCUGUUACAAAUUAGUAAAUGUGAAAUUUGAAGUAUGGGGCCUGCAGACCAGAGUGGAGGAGUAUGUGCAAGGCGCAAUACGAGAAAUUUUACUUCUUGGUCAUCGACAAGCUUUUGCUUGGAUGGACGAUUGGUACAACAUGACAAUUGAAGAUGUAAGGGAAUAUGAGAAAGAAAUGCAAGCCAAAACUAAUAUUAAGCUGAAAACAACUAUAGAGAACGCAGUAGACAACCCGGAUGGCGACGCGGCCACAAAUUCUCAUCCGCAGACACCAAAAAGCCCCGUCACUCCGAAGAGCUCAGGUUCUACACCUUCGGCUGAGGCAAGGUCCUGGUUCACAUGGUCUUGAAGUAAUUAAAACAAGAGUCAAACUUGAUCUCUUCUCGCUGCUGAAACAGGGUUUGGUUCUGGGAACAUUUGUGUUCAUGUCAUGCCUUCAAAUAUUAUCAUGUCAUCCAUGGAAAUUGUUAAACUAGGUAUAUUUUAUAUAUUUCUUUUAGGAAAGAAAUUCAGUUAAAAAAAUUAGUACAAAUUAGUAACUUUAUUAAUAUUAAUUAUUUGUUAGCGACGGAAUAAAUUACAAAUUUUGUCUUCAGGUAUUGUCACUAAUUACUCCUAGUUAUUAUUGAUUUUAGAAUAACUUUAUUAUAAAAUUUAAUCGUUUUCACCUAGAAAGGAUUAAGCAAUUGCGUAUUAUAUCUGCAGUGAUAAUUCAAAUUUAUAUUGUCUAUAGGUCGGCUAUGUAUGACAUAAUUUAUGGCUAUGUUAAUGAUUUAAACGCUCGUUUACAGAUGAAGGACAAAUAUAAUGACUAUCAACUAAUGCAGUAUGUGGCCGUACUAUAGGCUUAUUGAUAUCGUUCAUCCAUCC
This is a messenger RNA of Achroia grisella, 1521 nucleotides long. RefSeq names its product cytoplasmic phosphatidylinositol transfer protein 1 (gene rdgBbeta). Bases 101 to 1000 code for a protein of 299 amino acids. Gene Ontology annotation, biological process: phospholipid transport. The record is from RefSeq and is a predicted model, not a curated record. Gene Ontology annotation, cellular component: cytoplasm. The transcript is spliced from 8 exons. Gene Ontology annotation, molecular function: phosphatidylinositol transfer activity; phosphatidylinositol binding. NCBI's taxonomy places the organism in Eukaryota, Metazoa, Arthropoda, Insecta, Lepidoptera, Pyralidae.